This is a messenger RNA of Drosophila simulans, 939 nucleotides long. RefSeq lists its product as uncharacterized. Lineage: Eukaryota; Metazoa; Arthropoda; Insecta; Diptera; Drosophilidae. The record is from RefSeq and is a predicted model, not a curated record.
UUUGCAAUUUUCUUGCCAACUCAGAAACUUCAGCUGCGGCAAAGGCUUUUCUACUAACUAGCUGUUCUGCGGGUGGAAAUCAGGCGUGGUGGGUGGGUAGGUGGCUGGCAAAGGCCACUCUGGGGGAGGAAAAUUCUGGGGGGAGGCUCGGAAACUAGAACUGAGACGUCUCUCCUGGCUGGCUAAACCCAAACGCACUUAACACUUGCCACUGAGUUUUGCGUAACUUUUGCGCCCGGAAUCCGGCGAACUACUUUCAUACCUGAGCAGGGGGAAUAAAAUCUACUCCAGUGCGUCACGUAGGCGCUUCAAAGUUUUCAUUUUUGCAAAAUUUACGAUUUAACGUUAAAGUGGAGCAAAACAAAAAAAGCCUUAUAUACUCGCUAGUACAUAUACGUAUGUACUACUUAAAAGAAUGGAAACUUUGAACACGACCAAAAUCCCACUAAGUAAGUGUACGCCCAGUUCAGUUCGGUUUGGGUACCGGGAAUAUCCUCCGAGCUUCCAGGUUAGCCCGGGUCCUCCAUGCUCUCCAUGUUCUCCUGGCUCUCCGACAGGGUUCAGCUGCACCAGGUGUGCCCGUGCUCGGGUGGCUUCCACCUUUCGGUUUCCAGCCCCGAAACCGGAAUCUACGAUUGAAUUUCAGACAGUAUGCGGCAUCCUGCACCCAACCACCCAAACCACCAUCCGGCGACCAAGGAAAACGCAAAGGCUUUUGCAAUUUUUAUGUGCAAUUUUUUACAUGAGAACCAAAGGCGGUACGAAGUGUCGCUUGUGGCUCGUUAAGGUUAAGGGGUGGAAGGUGUUUUUUUUCCUAUUUUUUUUGGUGGUGAGGGCUAGCUGUUGGGCUGCCACUGAUAACCGAGGAGUGGAUUAGUCUUUGGAUAUCAUUUGCAGCGUGUUUGCCGUACUCAUUUCAAAAAGAUGCACGAUAUGUGA